AUGACCUACAUCAUCUACCAUGGCAACAGCACCGUGGGCAACUGCACGGACGUGGACCACCUGGUGAAGCGCUACUACCUGCCCGUCAUGUACAGCCUGGUGUUCAUCGUAGGGUUGCUGGGCAACGUCACGUCCCUCCUGGUGUACCUGACCAAGCUGCGUCCGUGGCGUAGCGGCAGUGUGAUCAUGGUGAACCUGGCCUGCACAGACCUGCUCUACUCCUUCAGCAUGCCCUUCUUCGUGUACUACUACACGCGCGGCGACUCCUGGACGCUGGGCACCUUCAUGUGCCGCUUCGUGCGCUUCGCCUUCCACUUCAACCUCUACGGCAGCAUCCUGUUCCUCGGCUGCCUGGCCGUGUUCCGUUACGUCGCCGUGGUGCACCCCAUGCGGGCGGCGGAGAUCCAGCGCGCGCGGUGGGGGGCGCUGGCCUGCGUGGCGGUCUGGGCGCUGGCGGCGGCUGAGAUCGCCCCCAUGUUGACCAUGAUCUCUAUGGUGGAGCACGACAACAAGACCUACUGCCUGGACUUUGCCAGCAACGACCCGGACGAGGUGUGGCUGUACGGCUGGGUGCUGACCUUCGUGGGCUACCUGCUGCCCCUGGUGGUGGUGUGCGGGAGCUACGUGCGCAUCGUCCGCGAGCUUGCCAAGGGGCCGCACACUCGCAGCCGGAGCAGGGUGAGGGCGCGGCGGCUCAUCGUAGUGGUGAUGGUGUGCUUCGUGGUCUGCUUCAUGCCCUACCACGUGCUGCGCGUGCUACGGGUAUUCACGCGCCGCAAGACGGACUCCUCCUGCCUCAUGGAGCGCUGGGUGCACGCCGCCUACAUCAUCUCGCGUCCGCUGGCGGCCCUGAACACCGUCUUCAACCUGGUGCUCUACACGCUCGCGGGCGACCGGUUCCACGAGGCCUUCCUCAGCCUCUUCAAGUGCCCAGGACUCCUCAAGUGUCUGGGCAGAGCGAAAGCAGGCAUCGCUCUGGCGACUGUUAGCAAAGCCACCUCAAACACAACAAAAGAGGCCGACACAACCAACAACAAUGUGUGAGAUGGUUAGGGAUACGUACAGUGUGUACACGUGACAUAUGGAGUGUUUCACACCUUAUAACAGCUUUGUACUAGCC
Messenger RNA from Engraulis encrasicolus (European anchovy), 1120 nucleotides. RefSeq names its product 2-oxoglutarate receptor 1-like. Lineage: Eukaryota; Metazoa; Chordata; Actinopteri; Clupeiformes; Engraulidae. Gene Ontology annotation, cellular component: plasma membrane. Gene Ontology annotation, molecular function: G protein-coupled receptor activity. Gene Ontology annotation, biological process: G protein-coupled receptor signaling pathway. The record is from RefSeq and is a predicted model, not a curated record. The transcript has 2 exons. Bases 1 to 1044 code for a protein of 347 amino acids.